AUCGAGCAUUUAAAACGUUACUCAUUGUAGAAUGACAUGGGCCAUGGAUCAUUUGGUGUUGUCUUUAGGGGGAAGUUGGACGUAGCCGUAAAGAUAUUCAGGGAAGCGGUGGAGAAGAAAUCAAUUGAGACUGAGAUCACGAACUUAUUGCGUGUCCAACAUGAGAAUAUUAUAAGAUUAUACGGCGUUUCAAAAGAGACUGAUGCUUACUACUUGGUCAUGGAAUGUGCCCAAAACGGUACUCUUCAUGACUGCUUGCAUACAAAGAAAAUACCAUUUUCGGAAUCAGAUCGACAAAACCUGAUGCUGCAGUGCGCCAAGGGAAUGGAGUAUUUACAUAAUUUGAAGCCGGUAAUACUGCACCGGGACCUGAAGCCCAAAAAUAUUCUACUUACCAAUGACUACACUAUGCUAAAGAUUUGUGACUUUGGCAUAGCACGGGAGAAAGGAACCAGCAUGACAGUCGGAAUUGGCACUGCUAAAUAUUGCGCACCAGAAGUCCAUCAAACAUCAUCAUACACGGAAAAAAGCGAUGUGUUCGGCUUUGGCAUGGUCCUCUGGGAAGUAAUGUCAGGGCGAGUACCCACUGGCCUUAUGAGUAAAAUGCCUGACUUGGAUAAAGUAAUACACUGCAACAGUCCAGAUACCAUGAAAAUCCUAAUCCAACAGAGCUGUGAUGAGGACCCAAACAUGCGGCCGCCUAUGAAAACGUUGGCGCUUUUACUGAGCUUUGAUCAUGUCUCCCAGGCAAAGCUUAUAAAACCAAACAGUAUGGAUUUUAAAAAAUAA
Drosophila hydei is the source of this 789-nucleotide messenger RNA. RefSeq names its product mitogen-activated protein kinase kinase kinase 7-like. Gene Ontology annotation, biological process: positive regulation of canonical NF-kappaB signal transduction; JNK cascade; protein phosphorylation. The coding region runs from base 37 to 789 and encodes 250 amino acids. NCBI's taxonomy places the organism in Eukaryota, Metazoa, Arthropoda, Insecta, Diptera, Drosophilidae. The record is from RefSeq and is a predicted model, not a curated record. Gene Ontology annotation, molecular function: ATP binding; MAP kinase kinase kinase activity; magnesium ion binding. The transcript is spliced from 4 exons.